AUGUCAAAGAAUUCAACGCGAACAGCUAGCAAAACAAACACUAAAAAUGAAGCACUGCCACGUAAGGCAAGCAAAUUGCCUGCAACAAGUGGAACAGCCCCAACAACAUCAAGAAGCAGUAAGCUAAAAGUCAAGCAACAGGAUAGCACGGAGAGCGAAAGAAGUCUAAGGAAAACCGCAAAGAUUGCAACGUCAACAACUGCAACAGCAGCAACAACAGCAAGUAAAAAGUCGCCGUCGUUGCACACAAGCAAAAACAAGGACCGUGAGCUUGUUGCGAGUAAAACUAAAAGAACAACCCCAUCGCCCACAACAGCAACAAAGACAGCAAGAACAAGCAAAGUGCUUGCAACCACCAGCAGCAGCAGCAACAAAGUGAAACCAAAUGCCGUACUGGACACAUAUCAUAGUGUGACAGUGUUGUCGCCACCAUCAAAGCGCAAAGCGCAGUCAAAACAAACAGCAGUGGCAAUAGUGGAGCAAGCAGUUAAAGAGCAAGCAGUUGAGAAGCAAGCAGGAAUAGCACGGACGCGCAAAUAUUCACGCACACUGCAGCCCGAGGAGAUUGUGGUGCUGAAGCGGGAUUCGGCCAAGCAACGCAGUGAAUUACAGGUGCAACAACAACAACAUCAAGUUAAUGAGAUCAAGCAACCCAUAUCAUUCGAAGUGCAGUUUGGAACAGCUAAAAAACCAAGCCAAGCGACAGCAAAUGAAUCCGAUAAUUACUCCGAUGACUUUGAAUCCUAUGAAUCCGAUUUUGAGACAGAUGCCAGCACGCCCGAAGAGGAGGAGGAGGAGCAGGAGGAACAAGCUGAGGAGCAACCCAUAAUAGAGGCUGAACAAUCCAUAAGCGAACAAUUUAACGCCGAGAAGCAUGAACAAGAUUCGGAGGAUUCAGAAGAUUCGGAGCCCACACAAAAUCCAAUAACAGUGAUUCAGCGCGACAAGGAGCGAAAACUGGAUUCGGGACACUAUGACAUGCAGAAGCGUCGACAGACAGCCAGACAACAAGUGGAUGAUAGCUUCGAUACCAAUCACAGCAUGGCCAACUCGGAGCAACUGGACUCGGGCAUAAGUAGUAGCUAUGUCACAGACUUACCCAAAUCCACAUCCACGUCGGAUGUACACUAUGGAGGCUAUGUGGACUUUGUGUCACGUCCUGUCCUCAGCAGACGUGGUCAGGAGCUCAUGCGGAAACUACGCUUCGAUCAGCUGAGCUAUCAACUGUUUGAGAUGAAACCGCUAAGCUAUGAGGGUUACAUGCAAAGCUAUGGCAAGCUGAACACAUGUCAGCUGGCCACACAGACGCAGUCGAGGCAUAUGGACACGGAAUGCCAGACGCUGGAGCUGCACAUGCGCAGCAGUUGGACACAACAUCCGGCACACUAUGGUGGACAGCUGCUGCUCCAGUGCAGCGGCGAUGCGGGCAAUGCAAAUGAGAAUCAUUCAAUUGAAUCAAAUGAUACAUUUGACUGCAGCUUGGCACGUCUGGAGCAACUGCGUCGGCUGGAGCAGCAGCGUGCUCUGCGGCAGCAACGACAGCAUUUGAGAAAAUCCAAUGAUUUGGAGCAUCUGGCGGUGUUUCUGCACCGGGCAUCUUUGCUGCUGGGCAAGGUAUUGAACGCCAAUUGUCCACAACAGCAGGUAAAUCCUCUGCAGACUGGACUCCUCGAUGCACUGCGCGUGCGUCGCAUCUUUGGCAGCACAGGACAACUGCAGCUCGUGGUCACGGUGCAUGAGUCUGCGCCCCAGAACGAUGUCUAUCGCGAUGACUUUGCGAAUCUGCUCAUGGUCUGGUCACUCACGGAUGCCAGCAAACCGCUGCGUCUGCUCUCCACCUGGGCAGAAGUCUGUCGCGUCUGCUUCAGCAGUGAGGCACCUGACAUCAUUGUCGCUGGUUUGCGGGACGGUAGCGUGGCCAUGUGGGAUCUGCGUGAGACCCACAGCUACUGCUCCAAGCUGGAUGGCAAUCUCACACAUUUCGCGGCCACACAAUCGGUGGUGCCUUCGCUGCCGAUAUCCGUCUUGGAUCUGGGUGCCGUUGUCGAUGUGCGCAGCUUUCGAGCUGCUCCCAAGACAGCUGGCAUGGCAAUGGGCAGCAGCUUGGCCAUGCCACACAAGGAUAUCCAGUACGCAUCGCUUAAUGAUUCGGGACUGCUCACGAUUUGGACACUCGUGGAUAGCGGACGCGGAUGCAGUGCGUCCAGCAGAAACGAGUAUUGUUCACCCUGGGCGAGAGUGAAGCUUCUACAAGCGGUCAGCUGCGAUCUGCGUGAUUAUUUGGAACGGCGACUGCUGAAAAGGCAACAAAGUUGCUAUGAGAAGACCAAGUCUUUGUUCCAGGGAAAUGUCUACAGCGAUGAAUUGUUGCGUGAGCUGGACGAGACACAGACACUGACGACGGCGCUGGCGAAUCAGGGAUUGCAGGGAUUACGCUUUAGCAGCAUUGAUGCGGGCAGUGAACUCAUCUACGUCUGCACCAAUCGCAAUUUUAUCUUGUGCUGCACGAGGAGCUUAAAACCGGAGCGAUUUCAACGCAUUGGAAUCCACGAGAGUCGCUUUCUGUUUCCCACCUCGUUGUGUGUGCUCGCCAAUGAGCAUUUUGUGGCCGUCGGUUUGUCCAACGGCUCCGUCAUGAUACUCAACUGCAAUCAGAGGCAACGUCAACGUUUGAUUAGACCCACAACAGUAAUGCCGGAAACACAGAUUGCUCCUGAUCCGGAGACGGGCAAAUCCUGUGCUAUACAAAACAUAAUACUCAACGAGCGUCGAUCGUUUGAUCAACAGGAUCUGGAGCGCAACAACUAUGAUGCGAGACCCAAUACCGCCUUGCAGCUUCUACAACAACCACGUCGAUCCUACGAGAUGCGCUCCUUUGAUCAACAGUUGCUCCUCAGCGGCAGCUCAAUGCGUCAGCAUCUUGUCCAGGCUCUCGUACAGUCCAGCGACGGUUGGCAACUCUUCGCCCUCUCCAAUGGUACUGUGCGCAGCUACGAUUUCCAUUUGGAUCGUGAAGUGCCCCAAAUUGGCUCAAAUGUUACGGAUAUUGCCACCGCUUGCAGUUCCACAACUGCUCAGCAAUUGUUGCUACUGGAAACUGGUGGUCAGGUGCAGAUGCAUUUGCUUAACUUGUAGUUUGUUAUAAUAUCUAUUUUGUUACCAUGUAAUCAUUUAUACAAGCAUAUUAAUACAGCAAUAAACUUGUUUUCUUAACAGCUU
Molecule: messenger RNA, 3219 nt
Organism: Drosophila innubila
Lineage: Eukaryota; Metazoa; Arthropoda; Insecta; Diptera; Drosophilidae
Exons: 3
Coding region: 1-3135 (1044 amino acids)
Biological process (GO): intraciliary transport
Cellular component (GO): cytoplasmic dynein complex
Molecular function (GO): dynein heavy chain binding; dynein light chain binding
Source: RefSeq, a predicted model, not a curated record